This is a messenger RNA of Scaptodrosophila lebanonensis, 637 nucleotides long. RefSeq names its product C-type lectin 37Db-like. Lineage: Eukaryota; Metazoa; Arthropoda; Insecta; Diptera; Drosophilidae. Gene Ontology annotation, molecular function: signaling receptor activity. Bases 19 to 546 code for a protein of 175 amino acids. The transcript is spliced from 2 exons. The record is from RefSeq and is a predicted model, not a curated record.
CUAGAGAAGAUCCGGAAAAUGUGUAGUCCAAUAACAAUAUUAGUCGUGUGCGGCAUUCUCUCCCAUUUGACAGCUGCCAAUGUGGUCCCCAGAACGCAAGUCCACGAAAUUGACGGCAUACCGAAGGAAAUUCCAGUGGAUAUUACACCAUUUAAGAAAAUCGGCUCCAAGUACUACUUUAUUGAAGAAAGCGUUAGGCUGAAUUGGUUCAACGCAGACCAUAAAUGUCGCCAACUGGGUGGUCAUUUGUUGCAUUUGGAGUCCGAGGAGGAGCAUGAGGCCAUUAAACAGCAUUUGAACGUUUUUCAUUACUGGACGGAUAUAACAGAUCUAGGGCAGAGCGGCAAUUAUGUUUCGACUACCACAGGCCUAAACGCCACAUUUUUAAAUUGGCAUCCAAAUCAACCUGAUAAUCAAGGUGGCAAAGAACAUUGUGUCCACAUGUGGGAUAUCAACCUUUUAAUGAAUGAUUUAGAUUGCAGUUAUGCUUUACGUUUUGUCUGCGAAACAAAUAGCCCGCGUACUGUAUCAGUAGUUGUUUGGUAAAGAAAAAAACCAGAAAAAUAUUAUGGACCUUGGUAAAAUAGUUAACGAACUAAUCAACUUAUUUUGGAUUAUAUAAAGAAUUAGACAUUAA